AUGGAAAGAGGAAAACAAAAUCAUGAAGAAAGAGAGGAACAGAAAGCAAACAACUCAUCGGUGUCAUUUUCUGCUCUUCGCAAGGACGUUGUCAAUGUUCUGGAUAUCAUGGAGAGGUUAAAAAAUGAAGAAAAUCAAGUAGCUCUUGACAUGGAUCUAAUUGAAAAGCUGAAAUCUGGGCUGGCAUUAAUUUGUGCAAACGUCCUGCUUUCUUAUUGCGAUUUGGAGCAGUUUGAAGAUGUAAUGACUUCCCUAAGAGAAGUGGUUAAAGAUCUGUUUCAAUCAAUUUUGGUUGAUGUUGACUACGACGUCAGGUGUAAAUACAACAUGCCCCAUGUCCUUCGUAGCCUCAUGGAUAAUAUCGAUGAUUGUCUCAGCUCAUGUCCUCGUUCUACAUCAAGUGCCAUCAUGACUGAAGAUCAGUUGGACUUCCUCCUCCUGAAUCUCCAUCAUCUGUCCAAGUUUCUUGCUGAGCAGAUAUAUCCAUUAGUGACUCAGCAUGUGAUUCUUCAGAAUGUGUGUAGCAACAUGAAAGAUUUCCAUGGGUUGAUAGUGAAUGGUUGCGUUGAGCAAGAUAUUGUUGAAUAUGUCUUACCUCAGAUUCAACUCAUGGCUGAGAGAGUAGGACUCUUUCUUUGGGAGAGUCUUAGACAGUCUGGACUCUCCGAGCUAGAUGAGGAUGAUCAGACUGAUGAAGACUCUCAGCACAUCACGUUAGAACAUCUACUCUUGAAGAUUGUUCCAGUUGAAUUGGAGGUUGUGCACACAAGUUAUAAAAAUUUGAAAUCUUCAACUUCAGCAGAAGUUGGACGCUUCAUUAAACAGCUCCUGGAAACCUUUCCGGUCAUUCUUAGAGAAUAUCUGAUUCAUCUACAAGAGCACAUGGUAACUGUAAUUAACCCAAGCAUUUCAGGAGCUCGAGACAUUCACGUCAUGAUGGAGUUCCUGUUGAUUAUUCUUACUGACAUGCCUACUGACUUGAUUCAUAAUGACACAUAUUUUGAUCUCUUGGCACGCGUUGGAGCACUUACCAAGGAGGUAUCAACUCUUGUUUGGGGCUUAGAAGAGAAAUCAAUGAAGAAAGAGAGUACCAAUGAAAUAACUCUUGUCCGUGGCCUAGAUGAGAAAUCAAUGAAGAAAGAGAGUACCAAUGAAACAAAUCGUACAACACUAGACUUGCUAAAAGAUAUUGAACUCCUGAAGGGAGAUCUCAGGCAUGUUUACUUGAAAUCCCCAAACUCAUCUCAAAGUUGCUUCCCCAUGAGUGAUGGACCGCUCUUCAUGCAUCUUCUACUCAUACACUUAAAAGAUUUGCUAGAUUCCACUGCUUUUUCAAUUGCUUUGAUAAAGGAAGAAAUUGGGUUAGUGAAAGAAGAUCUGGAAUUCAUAAGAUCUUUUUUCGCGAAUAUUGAGGAAGGAUUGUAUAAAGAUCUCUGGGCAUGUGUUUUAAAUAUAGCAUAUGAGGCAAAAGAUGUCAUUGAUUCAAUUAUUGUUAGAGAUAAUGGUCUCUUACAUCUUAUUUUCUCACUUCCCAUCACCAUAAAUAAGAUCAAGCUUAUCAAAGAAGACAUCUCCAAUUUACUUGAGAAGAUUUCCAAGAACAAGAGCCUCAUUGUUGUAAACUCUCCCAAGAAGCCAGUUGAAAGCAAGUCAUUGACAACUGGUAAAAUAAUUGUUGGUUUUGAGGAGGAAACAAACUUGAUAAUUAGAAAGCUCACCAGUGGACCGGCAUAUCUAGAUGUCAUUUCGAUCACUGGUAUGGCUGGUUCAGGUAAAACUACUUUGGCUUACAAAGUAUACAAUGACAAGAGAGUUUCUAGUCAUUUCGACCUUCGUGCAUGGUGCACAGUCGACCAAGAAUAUGACGAGAAGAAUUUGUUGAAUAAUAUUUUUAAUCAAGUUAAUGGCUCGGAUUCAAAAUUGUGUGAGAAUAUUGAUGUUGCUGAUAAGCUACGGAAACAACUGUAUGGAAAGAGGUAUCUUAUUGUCUUAGAUGACGUGUGGGAUACCUCAAAAUGGGAUGAGUUAACAAGACCUUUUCCGGAAGUUGAGAAAGGAAGUAGAAUUAUAUUGACGACCAGAGAAAAGAAAGUGGCUUUGCACGGAAAGCGCAGCACUGAUCCUCUUGACCUUCGAUUGCUAAGACCAGAAGAAAGUUGGGAGUUAUUAGAGAAACGGGCAUUUGGAAACGAGAGCUGCCCUGAUGAACUAUUGGAUGUUGGAAGAGAAAUAGUCCAAAAUUGUAAAGGGCUUCCUUUGGUGGCUGAUCUGAUUGCUGGAGUCAUUGCUGGGAGGGAAAAGAAAAAGACUGUGUGGCUUGAAGUUCGAAAUAAUUUGAAUUCCUUUAUUUUCAACAGUGAAGUGGAAGUGAUGAAGGUUAUAGAAUUAAGUUAUUACCAUUUGCCAGAUCACCUGAAGCCAUGCUUGCUUCACUUUGCAAGUUAUCCAAAGGACACUGCAGUGAUAAUCCCUGUGUUGAAAUGUGUAUGGUGUGCUGAAGGACUAGUGGAACAGAUGGAGAUGAAGAGUGUGGAAGAAGUGAUGAAGGUUUACUUGGAUAACUUAAUUUCCAGUAGCUUGGUAAUUUCUUUCAAUGAUUUAGGUGAUGAACCAACUUGCCAACUUCAUGAUCUUGUGCAUGACUUUUGUUUGAUAAAAGCAACAAAGGAAAAGUUAUUUGGCUCAAUAAGUCCAAGUGCUCGAUUUUCUUCUUCAUAUUUGAUGCCACGUAUGGUGACCAUUGAUUAUAACAGUCAGUUAUUGGUGUUUAACGAUUUGGUCCUGUUCGAUUCAAUUAAUAAAAGCCAUUCUGGUAAACACCUGUAUUCUUUGAGGAUAAUUGGAGACAAGCUGGACGAAAGUGAUUGCGAUACAUUUCACCUAAGACACUUGAGGCUUCUUAGAGUGUUGAACCUGGAUCCCUCUUUUAUCAAUCUGAAUGAUUCUUUGCUGAAUGAAAUAUGCAUGUUGAAUCAUUUGAAGUUCUUACAAAUUGGGACAGAAGUUAAAUCCCUACCUUUAUCUUUCUCAAACCUCUGGAAUCUAGAAACCCUGUGGGUGUAUAAUGAAGAAUCAACCUUGGUACUAUUACCGAGAAUUUGGGAUCUUGUAAAGUUGCGAGUGCUGUCCGUGACUGCUUGUUGUUUCUUUGAUUUGGAUGCAGAUGAAUCAAUACUGAUAGAAGAGGAUACAAAGUUAGAGAAGUUGAGAUAUUUAGGGAGUCUCAUGCUUUUCUACUCGAAAGAUACAGAGGAUAUUUUCAAGAGGCUUCCCAAUCUUCAAGUGCUUUCAUUUGAGCUCAAGGAAUCAUGGGAUUAUUCAACAGAGCAAUUUUGGUUCCCGAAAUUGGAUUGCCUAACUGAACUAGAAGAACUCACUGUAGCUUUUGAAAGUUCAAACAUAAAUGACAGUGGGCCCUCUGUAGUGACAAAUCGGCUGUGGGAUUUUUACUUCCCUUCGAAUUUGAAAAUAUUGUAUCUUUCUGACUUUCCACUGACAUCCGAUUCACUAUCAACAAUAGCGAGAAUGCCCAACCUUGAAGAGUUUUCCCUUUAUUUUAUAACCAUUCAGGGGGGAGAAUGGAACAUGGGCGAGGAAGAUACCUUUGAGAAUCUCAAAUUUCUGGACUUGAGCGAAGUGAAUCUUUCCAAGUGGGAGGCUGGAGAGGAAUCCUUUCCCGCGCUUGAGAAAUUAAAACUGCAAAGAUGUUGUAAGCUUGAGGAGAUUCCGCCUAGUUUCGGGGAUAUUUGUUCAUUGAAAAUUAUCCAACUUGUAGAGAGCCCUCAACUUGAAGAUUCUACUCUCAAGAUUAAGGAAUAUGUUGAAGAUAUGAGGGGAGGGGACGAGCUUCAAGUCAUUGGCCGGAAUAAUAUUCCGUUAUUUAAGUAG
This is a messenger RNA of Solanum dulcamara, 3888 nucleotides long. Its product is annotated as putative late blight resistance protein homolog R1B-23. Lineage: Eukaryota; Viridiplantae; Streptophyta; Magnoliopsida; Solanales; Solanaceae. Bases 1 to 3888 code for a protein of 1295 amino acids. The record is from RefSeq and is a predicted model, not a curated record. The transcript has 2 exons. Gene Ontology annotation, molecular function: ADP binding. Gene Ontology annotation, biological process: defense response to other organism.